GUGAGCAUUACAAAGCUUCAUUUCUCGCAUUUACAGACACUGACGUCUUUUAUUGCAGCUAUUUGCGCCGAAAGCCAUGUCACUUCAGAAGACCAGCGGAAUUGAGUACUGGACGAAGCGCUGGGCGAACCACAUCAUUCCUUUUCACAGACCUUCAGUUCAUCCGUAUCUGAAAGAAAUUGAAGAUGAUUUCACCGCUUCCAACAAGAAACUCCGUAUCCUCAUACCAAUGUGUGGAAAAAUGCGUGAAAUUAAGUGGUUCUACGAAAGGGGCCACACCGUAGUAGGUGUAGAAAUUACACGGCAAGCCAUCGAUGAUUUUUUCCAAGAAAACGAGCUCUCGGCCACUGAAGUACUUUGUCCAGUUUUGAAGUGUCCUAUUCUGCAGACAACAGACAAAAGACUGAGCAUUUACUGCUGCGACGUAGUUGACUUCAUCAGAUCCAAGCCUGGAGUGAUGGACGUGGUGUUUGACCGCGGCACACUUUGUAUCAUGGAGUCCCAAGAACAUCGCCUCAAAUACAUAAAUAUGAUGAAGACGUUGCUGGCGCCCGGGUACACUUACCUCCUCACUACUUUCAAGCACGACGAUAAAAGUUUCCAAGAUUUGCCAAAAAAUGUCACGGAUAAUAAUGUCCAAGAAUUGUUUGGAAAGAACACCACAGUGGAGAAAGUUUGCGAACUACGGGAGAUCACCGUGCCAAGCCUGAAGAGUCCUCUCAUCGAAGUGACGUGGCGCGUCACCGGCUAACCAUGUGGACGUUCCCUUGGUUAUCCAGUUUGCGUCCAUUGCGUCCAGAAUAAAACUUUUGUGCGCACCACCUCAUAUGAAGAGAUUUUCACUACAUUUUUCUGCAAUAAAAAAUGCGCCUUUUCCACAUUUAUUAAUAUUUUAGCAUGUCUGACACAUAGGUUACAAUGGCAGUUGUGUACGCAAUAAAAACGAUGCUAUAUUUGAAUACGUAUUAUUCAAGAGCUAUUAAUAAAAACAUAUUUUACGCGUUGUUUCUGCCUGCUAUAUGCUUAUAACGCUGGCUGAGGAUUUGUUUGUUCUUAACUCAUAAUAAAGAAUGUAUCAGUUCUGUACGUAAUAAAAAGUUCAGUGCAAUUA
This is a messenger RNA of Rhipicephalus microplus (southern cattle tick), 1111 nucleotides long. Its product is annotated as thiopurine S-methyltransferase. The record is from RefSeq and is a predicted model, not a curated record. Gene Ontology annotation, molecular function: thiopurine S-methyltransferase activity. Lineage: Eukaryota; Metazoa; Arthropoda; Arachnida; Ixodida; Ixodidae.